Manis javanica (Malayan pangolin) is the source of this 2028-nucleotide messenger RNA. RefSeq names its product OTU domain-containing protein 4-like. Gene Ontology annotation, biological process: negative regulation of interleukin-1-mediated signaling pathway; negative regulation of toll-like receptor signaling pathway; protein deubiquitination. The record is from RefSeq and is a predicted model, not a curated record. NCBI's taxonomy places the organism in Eukaryota, Metazoa, Chordata, Mammalia, Pholidota, Manidae. Gene Ontology annotation, molecular function: cysteine-type deubiquitinase activity; K63-linked deubiquitinase activity.
CGGCCUGCAGCAGGACCCACAACAUGGAGGCGGCCGUCAGCACCCGAGACGGCGGGGACCAGGGCGCCGCGGGGUGCCGCGAGGACGCGACGUCCAUGGACGCCUAUCUGCGGAAACCGGGCUUGUAUGGGAAAAUGGUCUCCAAGGACGGGUCGUGCCUGUUCCUGGCCGUGGCGGAGCAGGUAUUGCACUCUCAGUCUCGCCAUGUUAAUGUCAGAAUGACCUGUAUUCACUAUCUUCAAGAGAACAGAGAGAAAUUUGAAGAGUCACCUGCCGAGAUCUUGAAUCGCCUUGUCCCUCAGUCUGGAAGUCCUGGCUCGAGGCCCUCUGCAGACAGGUGUCCAGUUGAGUUCCUGCUCUGCCAAGUUGCCCUGCUGGCCAGAUCGCUCCUGUCUUCCCAACACAGUGCUGUCACUGCCUCUUGCUGCUGCAUGAUCCCUGGGCCCAUCCAUGUCCUGUCUAGGAAAACUUUCUAACGUUGUUUCCUUAUUCAGAGUAUUUUUUAUGUUUACGAUCUUUACUUAAUGAUUUGUAUAUAUUUUCAUAAUGAGAUUUUUUUGUGUGUGUAUAUAACUUGAUGCAUCCAAGGUUUGUGCAGCAGUGCAGAGGCUAAUUUUUUUCCCUUCAGUUUGGUGGUGAUUCUUAGGAGUUGCUCUGUAGGGAAGAGUAUCUAAAACUUACUACAAGUAAGAGAGUAUGUGUCCUAGGAAGUAUAGAUAUGAUGUUAUAGACAUUCAGUUUUAUUUCUAGCUGGGCUGGCGAAGAUAGAGUGAGUUGGCAUUUGAAGUCUGAAUAGUUGCUGAGGAAGAAAUGCCUGGGGUGAAGGGUUAGUUCCUGGUAGUGAAAAAAUUGUGAUCAAGGCAGAGUUAGAAGGCAGUUCAGUCAGUGUGGAGCAUGGAGCAAGCAAAGGAAGUAGGGAGAAAAAAGUCAGAGGGCAGGCUGUGGACCAGGUCAUGGGAGAGCCACCAGUGCUAGGGUCAGUAGUUUGGAGCUUAUACUUCAAGGCAGCACUUCUCAAGAUAAUCUCUUUUCUCUCAUAUUGUAUCUCUAUGGUAGACUACUACAGACCAUCUGCAUUAAUAGUACCAGAGGUGAUUGUAAAAGUGCAGAUUUUUACAAUACUGGAAUACUGGUCUAUAUUCCAGACCUUAAUUAAUGUCUCUGUAUUUGGGGCGUGGAAAUAUGGCACUGGGAAGGCUUUCAACUUUUUUGAAGCAAGAAGUGCAUAUUUUUCACACCGUUAACCAAAAAGAGUGCCUGUUUUUGCUGGCAGUCUGAAUGGUUGAUGAAAGAACAUUAUAUAUAAAGAUGGUUGGGAGGGAGGUGAGACAGAGGCAGGAAGACCCAUUGCAAUGGUUUAGGAAAAAGAAUUGUUUACUACAUGGAAAAAUGUGCACACUGUAUUAAAGUAUAAAAAAGGUACAAGUAUAGUAUUAUACCAAUAGUUUUGGAGACAAAUAGCCUCUGAAGGCCUUUCUGCUAAAUCCACUCCUGAGUACAUUUUUAUUUAAAUGAUGUCAGGACUGAGUUUUUCCCACUGAUACCAUGGUCACAAAUUCCUUUCUUGAAGUUUAUAUUUUUUCAUUUUAGUAUUAAGCACUCUUUGAAGGCAAGGAUUGUGUAUUUUGUUGCCUUUGGAAUUCCCUUUGUUACCUUUCGGUUUGGGGUGCCUGCUUGCUCUGUAUGUGUUGACUGAAUGUUAAGCCCAUAUAACAUUGUAUUUAACAGAUAGGAAAGAUAACCAAGAGUGUGUUAACAGUCCUGAUCUCUAGGUGGUAAUGUGACUGGUGAUUUUUAACUUCUAUGUAGAAAAUAAAAGACGACUUAAUAAUUUUUUAAUUCAGACAACCCCCUCAAUGUUAUUUUACCAAUAGUCCUGGUGAAGCAGUUCUGGCUAUCAGACUGUGAGGGUCUGAGAACGGACAGACAUAAUGGGAGUGGAGAGAACUGUACAGAGGGAGGAAUUGAGGUGGUGGGAACUGACCUGACUGACUAGAGGUCUGCGGGAGAGAAGGAGGGAAAGCUGCU